Messenger RNA from Euleptes europaea (tarantolino), 1288 nucleotides. RefSeq names its product TGFB induced factor homeobox 1 (gene TGIF1). Gene Ontology annotation, molecular function: DNA-binding transcription factor activity, RNA polymerase II-specific; RNA polymerase II cis-regulatory region sequence-specific DNA binding. The transcript is spliced from 3 exons. Bases 45 to 848 code for a protein of 267 amino acids. The record is from RefSeq and is a predicted model, not a curated record. Lineage: Eukaryota; Metazoa; Chordata; Lepidosauria; Squamata; Sphaerodactylidae. Gene Ontology annotation, biological process: regulation of transcription by RNA polymerase II.
AGGAACCUUCCGACCGCGGGCAGGAGGCAUUUCCAAGGGCCGAGAUGAAAACUAAAAAAGGUGCUCUUGUUGCAGUCUCGGGCAGUGAGACAGACGAUGACGACAGCAUGGAUAUCCCCCUGGAUCUUUCUUCUUCUGCCAGCUCCGUCAAGAGGAAGAGACGGGGUAACCUGCCUAAGGAAUCGGUUCAGAUUCUUCGGGACUGGCUGUACGAGCACCGCUACAACGCCUAUCCUUCAGAACAAGAGAAAGCACUACUGUCCCGACAGACACACCUUUCCACACUACAGGUCUGCAACUGGUUUAUCAAUGCACGGCGCAGACUUUUACCUGACAUGCUGAGGAAGGACGGGAAGGACCCAAAUCAAUUCACGAUCUCAAGAAGAGGGACCAAGAUGGCUGAUGGCAGCCCGGUGGAAUUUCCCAUUGGCACAAAAAACUGCAUUCCACUGAUGGAGAGCUCCUAUCUCUCUGGUAGCCUAGGACCAAACAAGACUUGUAAAUCUUCUUCCCUGGCAUCCGUUUUGGCUCGACCAUCAGUAAUAUGCCACACCACAGUAACUGCACUGAAAGAUGCUCCUUUCCACUUCGGUCAACCAACUGGUGCCGGUCAGACCCCAGAAGACCUGCAGCGGGCCUCACCUGCCAACUUCACAGACAACUGUCUUAUAUACCAUGAGGAUGUGUCUAAACUGGAAUCGAGUACAAAUGCACAGAGUGGCCUUUUCAACACUCCCCCUCCUACUCCUCCAGACCUCAAUCAGGAUUUUAGUGGAUUUCAGCUCCUGGUGGAUGUUGCUCUGAAACAGGCAGCAGAGAUGGAACUGCAGGCAAAACUCAUGGCCUAAAUCCUCCCCCUCCUUUGUUUUUCUUCUCCCCUGGCAGGGAUGUAAUAGAAAUAUGUGGCAAUUUGUCCACGUUAUAUCAAAGACUGACUGCAUUUUUUGAAAAUUAAUCUUAUUUGCACAAGGGAUUGCUGAGAUGAAGCUUCCUGAAACGGUCUUCAGUGGAAUAUGGUCAUUCCUAGAAUUAUAAAUGUAAAGCUACUGUAGAAACAAAAAGUUUUUUUUCUUUUUUUUUAUAAUAAAUGUUUCUUAGUAGGUUUUUUCAUAAUGUGAGAUGGUUCCCAAGGUCAUGUGAUUUUUUUUGUUAUUGUUUUCAUUGUUUCUUUCAGACUGUGCAAUAUUUAGUAACAAGAUUAGUCUUCAUAUCAUUCCCACGUGGAACAAAAUAUACCAACAGGCUGUCUUAAAACAAAUUUCAGAUUUAAAAAAUGAGUUUGAAUUUU